Lolium rigidum is the source of this 2053-nucleotide messenger RNA. RefSeq names its product calcium-dependent lipid-binding protein-like. Gene Ontology annotation, cellular component: endoplasmic reticulum. Gene Ontology annotation, molecular function: lipid binding. Lineage: Eukaryota; Viridiplantae; Streptophyta; Magnoliopsida; Poales; Poaceae. The transcript is spliced from 11 exons. The record is from RefSeq and is a predicted model, not a curated record. Bases 253 to 1779 code for a protein of 508 amino acids.
AUCACUCCUCAUCCAGCAUGCCACCAGCCAGCCAGCGUGUAGUACUCCCCAUUAAUUAGCUUCCACUAAUUAGCCCCCCUCCUCUCCCAACUCCCGAUUACUCGAUCCACAACCGCGAGCGCACGCCAAACCUCUCCUCGCCCCCUUCCCACCUGCCAGAUCUCCCCGGCUGCCGCCUUUUGCUGCUCCAUGAAGCAGGAAGGGAAUCGGAGCUAGGGUACGCGCGAAUCCAAGGUAGCCGGACCCGCUGCGAUGGGGCUGAUCUCGGGGAUGCUCAUGGGGGUGGUCGUCGGCGUCGCCAUCAUGGCCGGCUGGAGCCGCGUCAUGCAGCAGCGAAGCAGGAAGCGCGUUGCCAAGGCUGCGGAUAUCAAGGCCCUUGGUUCUCUCGGCAGGGACGACCUCAAGAAGCUUUGCGGCGACAAUUUCCCCGAGUGGAUUUCCUUCCCACAGUAUGAGCAGGUGAAAUGGCUCAACAAGCAUCUCAGCAAACUUUGGCCUUUUGUUUCCCAAGCUGCAACUGCAGUUGUUAAGGAAUCUGUUGAACCACUGCUAGAUGAUUACCGACCUCCAGGAAUAAAAUCUCUGAAGUUCAACAAAUUCUCUCUUGGAAAUGUGUCGCCAAAGAUUGAAGGCAUCCGUAUCCAAAAUCUUCAGCCAGGCCAGAUCAUAAUGGAUAUAGAUUUCCGCUGGGGUGGUGAUCCAAGCAUAAUCCUUGCUGUUGAUGCUCGGGUUGCAUCACUGCCUAUUCAGCUCAAGGAUCUCCAGGUCUUUACAGUUGUCCGUGUUGUAUUUCAACUAUCAGAAGAGAUUCCCUGCAUCUCUGCUGUGCUUGUUGCUCUCCUCGCAGAGCCAGAGCCAAAAAUACAGUACACGUUGAAGGCUGUUGGAGGAAGCCUGACUGCUAUUCCAGGACUUUCUGAUAUGAUUGAUGAUACUGUCAAUUCAAUUGUUAAUGACAUGCUCCAGUGGCCACACAGGAUUGUUGUUCCACUUGGUGUCAAUGUUGAUACAAGUGAGCUGGAGCUUAAACCUGAGGGAAGACUUUCUUUGACUGUAGUAAAAGCAACGUCUCUGAAGAACAAGGAGAUGAUUGGUAAAUCUGAUCCCUAUGUGACCCUGUAUGUGCGUCCGAUGUUCAAGGUGAAAACGAAAGUCAUUGGUAACAAUCUAAAUCCUGAAUGGAAUGAAACAUUUGAGCUGAUUGUUGAAGACAAGGAAACCCAAUCUGUCAUUCUCGAGGUUUAUGAUGAAGACAACCUUCAGCAAGACAAGAGGCUAGGUGUGGCUAAACUAGCAGUGAACAAUAUUCAGCCUGAGACUCCCUCUGAAAUCACUCUGAAGCUUAUGCAGUCACUGGAUUCACUUAAAAUUAAAGACUACGGGGAUAGAGGAUCAUUACAUCUUAAGGUCACGUACCAUCCAUUUACCAAGGAAGAGCAACUGGAAGCCCUGGAGUCGGAAAAGAGAGCAAUAGAGGAGAGGAAGCGGCUCAAGGAGGCUGGAGUAAUUGGCAGCACAAUGGAUGCACUUGGUGGCGCUGCAUCACUGGUUGGUUCAGGUGUUGGGUUUGUGGGCACUGGCGUUGCUGGGGGUGUUGGGCUCGUGGGCUCAGGGCUCGGUGCUGGCGCAGGGCUUGUUGGUUCUGGUAUUGGUGCCGUGGGCAGUGGCCUUGGUAAAGCUGGGAAGUUCAUGGGGAGGACUGUGACAGGUCAUUUGGGCAUGUCCCGCAAGAGCGGCAGCAGCUCUACUGCUCCUCAGCCUGAUCAGGCUUCUGCAUAACAUGGUGUACAGUUGGAGCAGUGUGUCAUCUUUACUUUUGGUUUUCGAUGAACCUGCCAUACUUAGGAUCAUACGAAGUGCUAUUUUCGGUUUGCAUUUUCACUGUGCUGUAUCCAUGGCGCAAUAUUUUUCCAGCGUAUGAACUGGAGUAUUUGCCAAUUGGUUCAUUGUAUUUUAUUUUUAUCUGAACAAUAUUCUAAGCAGAUUUACUGUAAAUUGGAAGGCAAGUUUUCACAAAUUAAUGAAAUAGGAUGGUAUUUAAUUGUUCAUGUAA